UUCCUGAAAUAGAUGUUUGAUGUACAUAUCCAGCAGCUUCGACUAUGAAUUUGUAGAACUAUAUCAAUUCUCUUAAGAGGCUACUCUAAUUGAAUUGUGCCACGUCCACUAAUCUUUUGCUUUCUGUACCUUUGUACGGAUUCUUGGUUUUCUGACAUUCCACGGUUGCGCCUUCCCAACAUGGUGCACUGGAUGCUACUUUCCCUCAAUCUUCCGUUCUCCCAUUUAUCCUCCUAACAAUUGAUAGAUCCACCAGACGAAACCACCAAUUCCAUCUUCUUACGUUCUUAACGUUUUUAUUAACUCACUGGAAUAAAACAGGUCGUCAGUCAAACAAUGAAUCCACGAUUAUCUCCAUCAAGUCCGUUCUCGCCUACCCGGCCUUCGAGACUGAUCCUACACCAAUGCUCUCUGAGCGAAGCUCAAACGCAACUUCGAGUGUCCCCCGGGAAAUUACGACUCUACGCAUCAGAAACAGGCAACAACGCAGAAAAGAACGAGCACAAUGAAACGGACAAAUAUCGAACUUCUAGCAAUACCUACAACACCCCACACAAAGCACCUGGUCUCUCCAUCAGCAAAUGCUUCUCUCACGAUGCGAAUGAACAAUCAAGUGCUCGUAGCACACCAUCACCUGCUAGCAGCCCUACGAAUCGCUUCUGGUCUGACCUCGGUUCAUGGCAAGAUAGGGAUAAAGUUGCUUCAGAGACAACAAGCAACCUGAAGCCAGUCUGGUUAGAGGAAGACAGCUACGACAGUCACAGCCUCAACAGCAUUCCAGAAUUAUGGAAGCCGCCAAAGCCACGAAAACCGUCGUUUCUCACUUCUUCCGGCUCGGCUGUUUUUGAUAAUACGCCAAAUCCUUCCGAGAAUGCCCAGUACCCUACAUACACUAGCCUGGGCGGGGAGAAGGACCAGCAGGAUACGAAAUCAUCAUUUCAUGGUCCGCAAUUCUCGUUGUCUUCCGGCGUUUAUAAACCUAGCAAAAUCUGUUUGAAUGUUAAUCAUGCGAGAAGGAAGCAAUGGAAUACCAAGAAUGAGAUGUAUCGAGGACAAGCAAGAAAGAUUAUUUGGCGUCCUUCGCUACGACCUGCUCUGUAUCGUGCUCCUGCAGAGACUUACCAGCUACCGGUUGAUGAUCCGGAAAGACCUUUUCCAAUGCCUAUACCUACAAUGGACAAGUUGCCGCUUCAUUGGGAGAGUUUAAAGUAUCGGUCAUUAGAUGGUCAAGAGAUGGACAGGAGUGAUAAGCGUGAUGAGAAUUUGACUCUACAUCUCAGUAAGAAGGUUUUCGAACUUGCCUUGGUUACUUUCUCGCUAGAUGAGUUUGAGCAUUCUGGUCAAACGUCGGAGUCUAACUCUCUGUUUCGAGUGGGGUUUCGGUUGUCGGUAUCACCACUCAAUGCAAAUUCUCCAAUUAAUGAGCGAGGGGUCAUUGACGAUGCUGUCAAUCUAUUACGGCUGAGUUUUGCUGUACCGGCAUUAUUGCUACGCGCCAUCUCCUUAAUUGUCAUUACCGCCCAGAGUCUGAGAUCUUCGAAAGUCCUCACAACAAUUGUCAGAUUCAUCACGGCACUUUUGAUUUUGUUUGUUAUCACGAUCGUAUGGAUGUGUGACAAGGUUCGUUUAGGCACGGUUUCCGGGUGGAAGGCAAUCCGGAAAAUUGAUGGUUUUGACACGAAGUGACAAGGUGAGGUUUAUAUACAGUUAUAUCGCGAGAUUAUUCUACGGCUCUUCGUAUGAGGCUCUGGUGGACUAGAACAAUGCUGCAUUAAAUCGAGAUUAUAGACUUCAGAAAAAAUGAUAUAUUCAUUACUAUAUUCCAUACAUUCAUCUUUGCCCACCAGGGCAUAUGGCAGAAAUGUUAUAACAGGAAGCAGACAAUAAAAACA
Aspergillus ruber CBS 135680 is the source of this 1892-nucleotide messenger RNA. RefSeq lists its product as uncharacterized. NCBI's taxonomy places the organism in Eukaryota, Fungi, Ascomycota, Eurotiomycetes, Eurotiales, Aspergillaceae. The transcript has a single exon. Bases 337 to 1686 code for a protein of 449 amino acids. The record is from RefSeq and is a predicted model, not a curated record.